UCAGCUGAGGGACUGAGUGAGACACACGCAGAUCAAGUAAAGCAGAAAGUAGCUGGGACAUGUGAUACUCGCUGCUUUGUGGGAACUAUCUGAACAGUGACAUUUUACUUUGUAUGGGAGCCAGGAAACACGACUGCAACCUGUGGAGAUGGGAAAUACAACCACCUCAGAGUACACCAAUAUGACUGCGAUGAACUCGUCAUCAAAUUCAACUGGGACUGAUGAAGGUUUCAGUGCCCCUGUAAUGAUCCUGCUGGGCAUGGUCAUGUCCUUAUUAGUUUUGAUUAUUGUCUUUGGCAACAUCCUGGUCAUAACGGCAAUUGCCCGCUUUCAGCGUCUCCAGAAUGUCACCAACUAUUUCAUCACAUCGCUUGCCUGUGCCGACCUGGUCAUGGGUCUGAUUGUGAUUCCUUUCGGUGCCUGUAAAAUUAUCUCCAGUACGUGGUACUUUGGUAAUUUCUGGUGUGACUUCUGGACUGCCACUGAUGUGCUCUGUGUGACUGCAAGCAUUGAGACCCUGUGUGUCAUCGCCAUAGACCGUUAUUUGGCCAUUACUUCUCCCUUCCACUACCAGUCGAUGUUGACCAAAUGCAAAGCUCGCAUUGUGGUGGUGCUGGUCUGGGUGAUUGCUGCUCUGAUAUCUUACCUGCCCAUCCACAUGAAGUGGUGGACCGCUGAUACUAUGGAAGCUAGAAACUGUACGAACCAAACCAACUGCUGCGAAUUCCACACCAACCAGGCUUAUGCCAUCACUUCCUCUAUCAUCUCCUUCUACAUCCCUUUGGUCAUCAUGAUUUUUGUCUACAGUCGAGUUUUCCAGGAGGCAAGGCGCCAACUGAAAAAGAUAGACAAAAGCGUUGGACGUUUUCAUAAUAGCGACAUCAGCAACAGUAAUUCUCUGGAGGCCAAUAAUGGCCGUGGCCUUAAAAAGGCAAAGUUUUGCCUUCGGGAACACAAAGCUCUGAAGACUCUGGGCAUCAUCAUGGGGACCUUUACUCUGUGCUGGCUGCCCUUCUUUGUGCUAAACGUGGUGGAGGCUAUAUGGGCUGUGAACAGCCCGAUCACCUUUAUGGUACUUAACUGGAUAGGUUACGCAAACUCUGCCUUCAACCCACUUAUUUACUGUCGGAGCCCUGAAUUCUGGUAUGCAUUCAAGGAAAUCCUGUGUAUGAAUAGGAACCGCCUCACCAACCCUGGACCUGUGAAUGGAUACAUCUAUAGCAGGCACAGCUGGCAGAGUGAGCAGCAGGGGAGGAGUAAAGGUAACUCAGAAGAGAGUGACCCCACUGAAGGGUUUCUGGGGAAAGGAGCAGGGACCCCAGUUGUGGACAGAGCAGUGGACCCCAACGGGAAUUGCAGCAAAGACAUAAUGACUGUAACGAGUAUAACAACUGUCCUUUAAACUUGAAGCACUGAGACUUCUGUCAACAAGGAAAUCCAGAUAUGUUUAUACUGCUAUUGUAAACAGUUUUUUCAAAUGACUGAUGAAGGUAAGGCCAGUCAAAAAUGACUGACAGAGUCUCUGGAGACUUUAAAGAAACAAUAACUCAGCUGUUCAGCUGAGUAAAGUGUCACUUUUCCUCUUCAAACACAGUGACACAAAACUGUAGGUCUCUCACAUUUCCCUUUUGUGUGCGUUCAUUGCAUUUUUUAUUUUGUUUGAAUUUUCACAUCUACCUCAUCAUACCUUUUCAAUAUUUGCAUCUUAGCUGACCAUCUGUCACAUUAAGUCACUGUCCGCAGGAGUUAAAGUAGGGCAGCAUCUCAGCAGUUUAUUUACUCUACUAAAUGGCCUGUGGAUUGUAUGACUGCUAAUUGUCUGGCUUCAACUGAAUUUGUAGCCAUGUUGUUUAUCUUUGAUCUGGAGAGAGAUCCCACAGUUUUUAUUAGCAUAAAAUGUUUCAGAGAAGCAAUCGGAGGUUGUAAAUUUCAUCCGAACAUGCCAAUUUGGCACAAAGAGCAAAGUAAUCAGAAAACGAUUGAGGGUGAAGGGUUAAACGUAAUACCUCUUCGAUGCUUUGCUUUAAGAAACACAUUCCAAAUUGACCGAGAUUAUAAUCUGGCAUGCUUUACUUUGCUCUUUUUUCCCCUUUAACGAUUGGAAAAUCGGAAAAAUGAUCAAAAGCAGGUGUGGCGAAACCUGUCUCAGUCAUUCUGUCUCACUCCUCAGCAAUGUUACGAGGUCCUGUUCCCUCCUAUAGUGUUUUACAGUCUCUUGCAUUUGAGUUUCCAUUGCAGGGAGAUAGCACUAGAGAUAUGAUGGUUAAUCUACAGUAAUCUACGAGUUACUGAUGAAACCUACGUCAAAGUGAGGCUGGUCAAAACUUGCAUGCCUGUAUAUGUUGUCUAAGCCAGAUUCCGCUGUCAGGUCGAAGAUAUAUGUACGUAAUCUUUCAGUGCAAAGUGGAUGCUAUUACAGAUAAUGCGGUUAAUCCUGAGUGUUGACCUUUGAAGCUUGCAGCUGUUAUUAACAUAAAUUCAAAAGUGCACGUUUUAAAGUUUGCUAUUGCACAGUCAGAACCCAUCACUUCUUGCAUUCUGUUAAGUGGUCGACUUAUGUGCUACAUGUCACUCGGUGCAAUAUGGCCAUUAUGUAAGUGUAAGAAAAACUAUUCAUCUUUCCUUUUCCUUCUAUGCAACAGUUACAGUAGCCCCCUUUGUUGCACAAGCCCUAUUUAUUUAUUAAAAUCUGUGGUUGCUCUGUUUCAGCAUGUACACUGUUUACUGAAACCAGAGAAGCCAUUUCCUUAGUCAUGGCACAAGGGUACAAACCACACGUAAUAAUAAACACUUUGUCAAAAUAGCCAAGCGAUAACAAAGUUCCACACCCAAGAUGUGGCGGUGGUGAAUAUUCAGGCUAAUAAAGAUAGAUGAGAGGAAGAAAAAGAACACAGCCCUUAGUAGUGCACUGUUGUCACAGCUCUCUCACAGGUGCCUCCGUUGUAAAAUCAGUUGAAAAUCAGAAAACCUUUGGAGAAGACACUCAGGAGUCCAUAGAACAGUGCCUUAGCUGUUCCAGUUUCCGACAUUAAUUCUCUAAUAAACAAUGCAGGUUAGAAUAAAAUCCGAAGGGGCAAUUUAACAUGAGAUCAGAUAGUCAUGGGAGCAAAUUUGUUUUUUGCGACUUACAGUAAACGGUGUGCAAGAUCAUUAGUUUUAAGAGAAGUAAUGAAGGUGCACCUACAGACAGAACCCCUUUCCCCAGUCAGUUUGGCAGUCUCUAGUAUGUCUUGAUCAGCAUGCUAAAUGUGGCAGAAGGGGGACCAGAGAUUCUCUGCAAAUCUAAAUCGGUGUUAGUGACCUGUGUUAAAGUGCAUGUAGCAUUGCCGGUGCAGGUCUGCUGAUGCCGUAAAAACUGUGAACUUUGUUCUCUCAGAGGAAUCUCCAUGUACUGUAUUGCUAUGUCCGAUCAGCACUGCUGCUGCUGCAGACCUUAGGAAUAGACGUAAAUAUGGUAUCCUCAUACGUCACUGUUUGCCAUGUGAAAAAACAAGCUUUCCAGGAUGUCGAGCUCAUUAUCUGUUUUUCUUUUUAACAGAUUUACAGCAAAGUAAAUGCAGGGGUUGGGUGUCAUAAGACAUGUUGGUCUGCAUUUUCCCAACAUUUUCACUGUACAGUCUAUGCGAAGCACAAAACGGUCAAAGACUCUAGACCAUUUUCUGUGUUGCUUUUAUUAAGAUGCAAAUAGCUGAGUUUAAAAGGUCUGCAGCUUAAAUAAGUGUAAUUUUAGGAGUAAUGCACAAAUGAUCUCUUGCAUGCCAGCUUCACAUUUGUAGUGAGGUGUUUGUGGACUUCUGUGCCAUUUCCUUUAAAAGUGAUCAGUUUGAGCCCAA
Molecule: messenger RNA, 3833 nt
Organism: Maylandia zebra (zebra mbuna)
Lineage: Eukaryota; Metazoa; Chordata; Actinopteri; Cichliformes; Cichlidae
Gene: adrb2a
Product: adrenoceptor beta 2, surface a
Biological process (GO): positive regulation of MAPK cascade; norepinephrine-epinephrine-mediated vasodilation involved in regulation of systemic arterial blood pressure; adenylate cyclase-activating adrenergic receptor signaling pathway
Cellular component (GO): plasma membrane
Molecular function (GO): norepinephrine binding; beta2-adrenergic receptor activity
Source: RefSeq, a predicted model, not a curated record